AACUGCAUUCAAAUACAAGGGUGCCACUGCAACACCACCAGAAGCCAGAACCAUUUUUUUCUUCUCAUAAGUUCCAUAAAUGCACGCGCUUUGAAGACAGCUUCUUCUUUUCCAAAACCAACCCAUAUCAGAAAAAGUCACAAAGUUGUUACCUUUAAAAUUGUCUGGUUCAGAAGAAUAAAACAAUCCCUGUGCUUGCAAUCUGUUGUUUCUGGGAACCCAUUUUUCAGUUUUCAGUUUUUCUCUCACUCAUUUUGUUGUACUUGUUUUGUUCCUUUGAGAACCGUGGUAAUGUCUGUCUCAAAGUACAAAAAGCUGUGCCUUUGUCUUGUUUCAUUGUUCUGCUUUGGUUGUGUGGCUAUGGCUUCUAGUGAGAGUAGUAGUGGUUCCAAAGAGCUUGAUCAGACACCAACAUGGGCUGUGGCUUGUGUCUGCACUGUUUUCAUCUUGAUUUCCUUAACUCUGGAGAAAAGCCUUCACAAACUGGGAACGUGGCUACGGGAAAAGCACAAGAAGGCUUUGCUUGAGGCUUUGGAAAAGGUCAAAGCUGAGUUGAUGAUUCUUGGUUUCCUUUCAUUGCUUCUGACUUUCGGGCAGAGUUACAUUGUUAGAAUAUGUAUUCCUCUCAAUGUGGCAGACAAAUUGUUGCCUUGUAAGUAUGUUGGUACCGACAAUGAAUCAAGUAGUGAAGAGGAACACCGUAGGAAGCUUCUUUCUUAUGAACGCAGAUAUUUGUCAGAUGAAGCUACCCCUUAUCAAUGCGGCAAGGGACAUCAGCCACUUAUAUCUGUGAAUGGAUUGCACCAGUUACACAUCCUCAUAUUCUUCUUAGCUGUCCUUCAUGUGCUUUACAGUGCUGUCACAAUGCUUCUCGGAAGACUAAAGAUUCGAGGAUGGAAGGCAUGGGAGGCAGAAACUUCAUCUCAUGGUUACGAGUUUGCCAAUGAUCCUUCAAGAUUCCGGCUUACACAUGAAACAUCGUUUGUGAGAGGUCAUGCUUCAUUUUGGACAAGAUAUUCAAUCUUCUUCUAUAUAGGAUGCUUCUUUAGACAAUUUUAUAGGUCUGUGGGCAAGGCUGACUACUUGGCUUUGCGCAAUGGAUUCAUCGCUGUCCACCUGUCUCCUGGAAGUAAAUUUAACUUCCAAAAGUAUAUCAAAAGAUCCUUGGAGGAUGACUUCAAGGUAGUUGUUGGAGUCAGUCCUGUCCUCUGGGCAGCAUUUGUUUUUUUCCUGCUUCUAAAUGUUUAUGGAUGGCAUGCUGGGGUAUGGGCAUCCUUAAUUCCUUUUUUGAUAAUUUUUGCUGUUGGAACCAAACUUCAAGCCGCAUUGGCAAUGAUGGCUAUUGAAAUCACAGAAAGACAUGCUGUUGUACAAGGGAUUCCUCUUGUUCAAGGCUCAGACAGAUAUUUUUGGUUUGGUCAGCCUCAGUUAGUUCUUCAUCUUAUCCAUUUUGCUUUGUUCCAGAAUGCAUUCCAGAUAACAUAUUUCUUGUGGAUAUGGUAUUCUUUUGGGCUGAAAAACUGUUUCCAUGCUGACACUGAGGUUGCAAUAGUGAAAGUAGCUUUAGGGGUUGGAGUUCUUUGCCUCUGCAGCUACAUCACCCUUCCAUUAUAUGCUCUUGUUACUCAGAUGGGAUCAAGAAUGAAAAAAUCAAUAUUUGAUGAACAAACAUCAAAGGCGUUAAAGAAAUGGCACAUGGCUGUGAAAAAGAAGCAAGGAGUGAAACUAGGGCAAUCCAGAGUGCGAGCCAUGGAUGGAAGCACCACAGAUUCAACAGUACACUCUUCUGGCCCCACACUACACCGUUUCAAAACCACUGGUCACUCAACUUCUCACACCAUGUCAACCUACGGUGACCAAGAUGAUUACCAUUCUGAUAAUGAAUUGACUUCCAUUUCACCAACAUCAAGCUUGAUAGUAAGAGUGGACCAUGAUGAGCAAGAACCAGCAAAAGAAAUUGAACACCACCCCACAGCCAACAAUCAAUAGGUGGCUUCACACUGAACAUAUGGAAAGAGGCAUGGAAUAGCAUCAAAAGUUACUCCAUUCAACCAUUUUUUGUUCCUUUACAUGAUAUAUAUAUAUAUCUUGACCUUGUUUAGAGAUUUCUAGAUUUUUUUUUUUUAAUAGGCAAAUGUUAAUUGUUAGUGGGAGAAUUCAAACUCAUUCCUUCCUUAUCACUUCAACCUUAUAUCCCUCUCCCUAAACUACCAAACCACCUUAUAACUCCAUUUCUAGAUAUUCUUACACUAGAGUCAGUUUUGUACAUUCUUGUUCUUAAAGACACUUGCUGGUGCUGGAUAAUUUAACUUUGCUCAAAAUCA
Cajanus cajan (pigeon pea) is the source of this 2324-nucleotide messenger RNA. Lineage: Eukaryota; Viridiplantae; Streptophyta; Magnoliopsida; Fabales; Fabaceae. The record is from RefSeq and is a predicted model, not a curated record.